This is a messenger RNA of Penicillium roqueforti, 1653 nucleotides long. RefSeq lists its product as uncharacterized. Gene Ontology annotation, biological process: transmembrane transport. Lineage: Eukaryota; Fungi; Ascomycota; Eurotiomycetes; Eurotiales; Aspergillaceae. Gene Ontology annotation, molecular function: transmembrane transporter activity. The transcript is spliced from 5 exons. Gene Ontology annotation, cellular component: membrane. The record is from RefSeq and is a predicted model, not a curated record. The coding region runs from base 1 to 1653 and encodes 550 amino acids.
AUGUCGCUCUUACAUGCUCUUCACUACGACAUCAAGCCUGUUGCAUCGUCUACUGUGGCCCAAGAGCUUGACCCGACCCCCGCGACCCCAGCUGAACAUGUUCCAGACACGCAGGUCUCAGUAGAAGACAAUCUGACCCCUAGAGAUGGCCAACUUGUCUUUGAGCGGGCACUGCCCAGUCGGACGACCAGAUCGCGUCGAGUGGUCAUUACUGCAUUGCUUGUUCUGGCUAAUCUCGUACAGAUGACAGUCAAUUUUGCAGGCAUUGCUGGAGGAAGCGCCUUGAGUGAAUCAUUGGGCGUUGACGACACCUACGCCUCGUGGAUCGCUGCUAGCUAUGCUCUAACCCAAGGUACCUUCGUGUUGGUGAGUGGGCGAUUGGGAGAUGUUUAUGGCCACCGAGAACUCGUCCUAGCCGGGGGUGCCUGGCUCACUAUCUGCACUCUAGCCAGCGCCUUUUGUAACAACUUCUUCGCCUUUGUCACGAUGCGGGCUCUAGCUGGUCUUGGAGGCGCGUUCAUCAUGCCUAAUGCGGUGGCCAUGAUAUCUAGCACCAAUCCCCCCGGUCGCGUGCGAAAUCUCAGUCUCGGUCUCUUUGGUGCGUCGGCACCAGUCGGAGGAUAUUUUGGGGCCUUGCUUUUGGGUGCCUUUCUACAGCGGACAGAAUGGAAGUGGUUUUUCAUCUUCAUUGCCUGCCUCGGUGUUACCACAUUCACUCCUCUCUGGGCUUUGAGUCCGCGAGAACCACCAGCCGAUCGGCAUGGAAAGAUCGAUUGCAUUGGAUCGGCUCUUGGAACAAGCUCGUUGAUCUUGUUCAACUUUGUUUGGAAUCAAGCACCGAGUGUCGGUUGGUCAACCCCCUAUGAGAUCGUUCUCCUGAUCAGCUCAAUCAUCCUAUUCGGGGGCUUCUUGCUUUGGGAAAGGAACUAUGCCGCGGAGCCGAUCAUGCCACUCGACAUCUUCAAAGCUCCAUCCUUCCUCAUGCUGCUAUUGGUCGUGCUUCUCAAUUAUAUGGCCGUAGGAACCUUGAUCUGGUACCAAGUGUUGUGGCUUCAAAAAGUCUGGCACUGGUCUCCCCUACAAUUUGCCGUAGGCUGGACCCCCUUCGUGAUCUGCGCCACGGGCGCUGCCUGUCUCGCAGCAUGGAUGAUCCCGCGAAUGGCAGCACAAUGGAUCCUGGCCAUUGGAACCGUCACGAUCUUAAUUUCCAAUGUGCUCAUGGCGACCGUACCAAUCCAUCAAUCUUACUGGCCGCAGAUUUUUCCUUCCGUGGUCCUCUUCUCAUUCUGCCCGGACUUUGUGUACACGGCUGGUCAGAUCAUUGCCAGCAACUCCGUGCGUCGAAAUCAGCAGGGAAUUGCCGGGUCGGUGAUUGGCACAUUGAAUCUAUACGGAAACAGUCUCGGACUAGGCUUUGCAUCUACCAUUGAGGUUCAAAUUGCCCGCCGCUCGGGUAGCCAAAUCACGGGAUAUCGAGCGGCACUUUUCUUCGGUGUUGCCAUCAGUGCCGUAGCACUUAUACUUGACGUGUGCUUUGUCCGACUAGUGAAAGACGACCGAGAGGGGUGGCAUGAGGAUGACCGCGUGGAGGAAAUUGAGCUGACGGAGCAGGCCGAAGCCACCGGUGUCCAUCUACCCAAUGUAAACAACUAG